Messenger RNA from Hippopotamus amphibius kiboko, 3000 nucleotides. It is a transcript of the gene ZNF501, whose product is annotated as zinc finger protein 501. The transcript is spliced from 2 exons. The record is from RefSeq and is a predicted model, not a curated record. The coding region runs from base 832 to 1647 and encodes 271 amino acids. Lineage: Eukaryota; Metazoa; Chordata; Mammalia; Artiodactyla; Hippopotamidae.
GAGAGGCGCGGCCGGCGGCGCCACGGGUAGAGCCUGGUGAGCGGAGUCGGCGGUGCCCGGAUACGGCUGGUCCCAGCCGGAAACCAGCCGGCCGCAGCGCCUCUUCGUUCCCGGCAAGCAAGGUCCUUCGGAGCACCUACUCUCUUUGUGCGUUGUCCUGUCUCAUUGACUUUUUGUCAUUGGUGAUACAUACCUCGGAGAACAGUGACAUUCAUUCAGACUUAAAAUAGUCAUUUGGUUAGGGAUGGGCUAUUCCUGGAUUCCCCUGAAUCCAGAGUAUGAAGGAGGUAGGCUGACAACUUAUGGAUGCUCUUUCUCCUCUCUUUGCACUUCAAAUUCCUGCUCUUCCUCAUGAGAAGAGUCCCCAGGAGACAAACCUUGGUCAUUUGUGUUCCUAACAGCUUGUCUCUGGGUCAUUGUGAUCUACUUUCUCUCUUAUUGAGAAGAGGAUAAAAAUCAGGACUCCACAAUGCAGUUCCUCUGUUCUGCAUGGAGGACAUUUUCCAUUGUGAAUUUUUUUUUCAGGUAAGAAAACCAAGCCUGAUGGCACAGUGUUAAAUGACUUGAAAAGACGUGGAGGGUCAGAGAGCCUGGUCAUCAGGGGUUCACAUUAGGAGAAGUUGAAGAUGCAUGCUGAAUAAGGACUAGUGGGGGAAAUCCUGCAGGAAUGAUGGGGAGGACACCACAUGCAUAUAGACCUUUCACAGGAGAACAGUGUUGCUCUAAGGAUAAUCAUCUUUGAGAAAGUACCUUGUAAGUAUUGUGAAUUUGAGAGAAAGUUUCUUCUAAACUGGAACCUAUUAGAAGCCCCUUCAUUGUGUUACAAACAGCAUGAGUUCCAGCCAGAUUUCACUGCAAAUGAAACAUCAGAGACUUAAAAGGCAGAAGAAACCUUCAAAGUGUAGUGAAUGUGGAAAGUUUUUUACUCAGAGAUCAUCUCUUAUCCAGCAUCAGAGGAUUCACUUGGGAGAGAAACCAUAUGUGUGUACCGAAUGUGGAACUUGUUUCCGUAAACAGUCAAAUCUUACUCAACAUCUGAGGAUUCAUACAGGAGAGAAACCUUAUAAAUGUAAUGAAUGUGAGAAAGCCUUCCAAACAAAAGCAGUCCUUGUCCAGCAUCUGAGAAUUCAUACUGGGGAGAAACCCUAUAAAUGCAAUGAAUGUGGCAAAGCCUUUUGUCAGAGUCCAUCCCUUAUUAAACACCUGCGAAUUCAUACUGGAGAGAAACCCUAUAAAUGCAGUGAGUGUGGCAAAGCCUUCAGUCAGAGCAUAUGCCUUACUCGUCAUCAGAGAAGUCAUUCUGGAGAUAGACCUUAUAAGUGUAACGACUGUGGGAAAGCCUUUAAUCAAAGUGCGUGCCUCAUGCAGCAUCAGAGAAUCCACUCAGGAGAGAAGCCCUACACAUGUACACAAUGUGGUAAAGCCUUCACUCAGAACUCUUCCCUUGUUGAACACGAGAGAACUCACACUGGAGAGAAACUUUUUAAGUGUAGUGAGUGUGAAAAAACCUUCCGCAAGCAAGCACACCUUAGUGAACAUUAUAGAAUUCACACUGGAGAGAAACCUUAUGAAUGUGCUAACUGUGGGAAAUCCUUCAGGCACAGCUCAGCACUUGCUCGACAUCAGAGGCUUCAUGCUGGAGAAUAAAACUCGGGAUAUAACUAGGGUGGAAAGACUUGUAUCAAUAUGAAAACACUUUCCCCCCCCUAAAUUCUUAAGAGAUUAGGACUCAAUCUGUGGCUGGGAUGAAUGUUCUGUAUGUUCAGCAAGAAGCAAUGUGUCCUAAAAGUUAAGAAAAUAGACUCAGAACUAGAUAUUGUUGAGUUUGAUGGCUUCUCUGCCACUAAAUGGGUGUCUGGCCUUUUAACUCUCCAAGCCUCAGUUUUUUCCAUUCUCCCCAAAGAAUAAUGAGGGUACUCACUACGGUUGUCUUGAGAAUAAAUGAGUUGUAUAUAAUAACUAACUGCCAGUAAUUGGUUUUGAGUGAUAGAUGUUCCAGAAGUUUAUAAAUCUGGUUAUUGAAAACAAAGGCCAACAUUAGGGUUUUUUUGGUUCUCAUAAUGUAUUUUUUCUUAAGAAUGUUCGUGUAAUUGGGUUGUGAUUUCAUAAUCUACAGAAGGCUAUUUAAACUAUAAUGUAUAGAUUUAAAUAGGAGAACACAUUUAAGUCCAGUUUCUCCUUCAAAAAAUUCAGAUUUAAUCAGAGAAAAAAGAAAUGAUUGGGAUUUGAAUGGACAUUUUGUACUCUGAAAAGCUUUAUGUAGAUUUUGAUACCUUCCAUUGUUGGAUCUAAUUUCACUUCAAGCUCUGGACUUCUCAUUUCAAUGAAAAGGGAAUCCUCACUGACACUGAUUGUGUUUUGGGGUGGGGUGGGGUGUGAAGAAGGCACAGGAGAAUAGAGAGGGGAUGGAAAAUAGAGAAUAUGAGCCUGUCAAUGAGGACAUGGCUUUACUUGUUCUGAAAUCUAGGAGCACAAUACUAAAGGGGAGCCUCUUAAGGGAAGAGGAGGGUAGGAGACGUUAGGUUCUCAGGUGCCAGUGGGUGGGACCAACUUGAGAAUAGUGUUUUGGGAAUAAGUGGGUGGGGUGCCUCUCUUGCAACAAAGAAUGGCUUCUUGAAAUUCAAAAGAAGCAAAGAAAUCAAAGGAUGCUUUUAAUGGUGCUUCAUGCAAUGCUAAUAAGCUACUUAAUGUAAACAAGCACAGCUAACACUAAAACGUACACUUGUAAGAAAGGUAGGAGCUAUUUUCCACAUUCCAGAAUCAAGGAAAAAGAAAGAGGAACUUGACUUCCUCAAAGUCAAACAGGUAAUGUCAGAGUUGAAUCUCAGUUUAGAUCCUGGUUUUUAUAGUACCAAACUCACAGGUAAUUUUCCAUCAGUGAACCAUUCCAUUGUGUGAGAUGCCAAAAUUGUGAAAACCAUUAAAAAAAGGGGGGGUGGAGUAUUUUUUCAACUUAAAGUAAUGUGUGCUAAUUGAAAUACAUUUUAUAAAAUGACUGGA